AUGAGCGAAGAAAACAUACGGAGAAACGUCAACAUCGCCAUACGAGGAAACAUGAGCGUCGCCAUACGAAGAAACGUCAACGUCGUCAUACGAAGAAAAGUGAACACCGCCAUACGAAGAAACGUCAACAUCACCAUAGGAAGAAACGUGAACGUCGUCAUACGAGGAAACGUGAGCGUCGUCAUACGAAGAAACGUCAACAUCACCCUACGAAGAAACGUCAACAUCGCCAUACGAGGAAACAUGAGCGUCGUCAUACGAAGAAACGUCAACGUCGUCAUACGAAGAAAAGUGAACACCGCCAUACGAAGAAACGUCAACAUCACCAUACGAAGAAACGUGAACGUCGUCAUACGAGGAAACGUAAGCGUCGUCAUACGAAGAAACGUCAACAUCACCCUACGAAGAAACGUCAACAUCACCAUACGAGGAAACAUAAGCGUCGUCAUACGAAGAAACGUGAACGUCGUCAUACGAGAAAACGUGAACACCGCCAUACGAAGAAACAUGAGCGAAGAAAACAUACGAAGAAACGUCAACAUCGCCAUACAGAGGAAACAUGAGCGUCGUCAUACGAAGAAACGUGAACGUCGUCAUACGAGAAAACGUGAACAUCGCCAUACGAAGAAACGUGAACGUCAUCAUACGAGGAAAAGUGAACACCGCCAUACGAAAAAACGUCAACAUCACCAUAUGAAGAAACGUGAACGUCGUCAUACGAAGAAACGUGAACAUCGCCAUACAAAGAAACAUGAGCGAAGAAAACAUACGAAGAAACGUCAACAUCGCCAUACGAGGAAACAUGAGCGUCGUCAUACGAAGAAACAUAAACGUCGUCAUACGAAGAAACAUGAGCGAAGAAAACAUAUGAAGAAACGUGAACGUCGUCGUACGAAGAAAAGUGAACACCGCCAUACGAAGAAACGUCAACAUCACCAUACGAAGAAACGUCAACGUCGUCAUACGAGGAAACGUGAACGUCGUCAUACGAGGAAACGUGAGCAUCGCCAUACGAAGAAACGUGAACGUCGUCAUACAAGGAAACGUGAACGUCGUCAUACGAGGAAAAGUGAACACCGCCAUGUGAAGAAAAGUGAACACCGCCAUACGAAGAAACAUGAGCGAAGAAAACAUACGAAGAAAUGUGGACAUCGCCAUACGAGGAAACAUGAGCGUCGUCAUACGAAGAAACGUGGACAUCAUCAUACGAGGCAUCGUGAACAUUGUCAUAUACGGUAA
Molecule: messenger RNA, 1239 nt
Organism: Haliotis rubra (blacklip abalone)
Lineage: Eukaryota; Metazoa; Mollusca; Gastropoda; Lepetellida; Haliotidae
Exons: 1
Coding region: 1-1239 (412 amino acids)
Source: RefSeq, a predicted model, not a curated record